Molecule: messenger RNA, 312 nt
Organism: Lathyrus sativus (Indian pea)
Lineage: Eukaryota; Viridiplantae; Streptophyta; Magnoliopsida; Fabales; Fabaceae
Source: the annotation of a GenBank genome assembly
AUGGAAGUUAAGUUGGACGAAUAUGUAGAUGAUGGAUCAGAGGUGGAUAUGAGUUGUGCAAUAGAUGAGUUAUGGAAAAGGUUUAAGUCACUGGAUGUUGUUGGGAAAAGGGCAUUAAAAAGUUGGGUUUUUGAACUUGCGUUCCCUACAAUGAUUUCUAUGUGUCCACCACCUGAGAAAAUAAAAACUAAAGGGGGAGUCAAGAAGAAAGACAAAAAACCAGUAGGAUAUGAUGUUUAUAGAGACCCUUCGUAUUAUGAGUAUGUUGAUCAAGCAUCUCAAUCUUCACAGAUGCAAUCUCAACCAUCAUAA